AUGACGAAGAGGAAGAAGAGAGCGACUGGAGCUCCCUCUCACGCGAAUCGCAACACCGUUACCGGCGAAAUAGAGGCGAGGGUCGUUCACGAUUCUUUGGAAGUCGUAGGAGACUGUAGAUUCCGUUGUUCAAAGGGUAGCUCAUGGAAAGAUAGGGGAGGCACUUUCAGAUUAAAAGAUCCUGCAGAGGCUGGAGGAUCUAAGAAAGAAAGUGAGAAGAAUCAAGGAGGAGGAAUUGACAAGGGGAAGGGUCGAAGGCUGAACCCUGCAGAGCUGGAGGAAAGGAGCAAGAAAGGGCUUUGUUUCAAAUGUGGAGACAAGUGGAAUAGGGAACAUGUUUGCAAAUUUAAACAUAUGAGCUUGAAGCUGUGUGAAGACAGUAGUGGGGAAGAGGCAGAGGUAGAGAGGUUAGAAGAAAACCAGAUGGUAGUGGCAGAUAAGGUAGAAGAGCUGCAGACUCUGCAAUUGUCUAUGCAGAGUAGAGAUGGGUUUACUUCUAACAAAUAUUUCAAGGUAUGGGUGGAAGUGAAGGGGAAGAAGCUGCUGACCUUAAUAGAUUCAGGGGCUACCAGCAAUUUUAUUGACCCAAAAGUGGUAGCAGAGCUAGCUGUGAAAAUAGUGGAAACUCCUACUUAUGUGAUUGAAGUAGGAAAUGGAGAGAAGGUGAAAAAUCAAGAAGUGUGUGAAGGGCUGGAAUUCAAUAUGCAGGGAGUGAAAUUCAGUCAAAUCUUUUUCAUGAUGGAGUUAGGGGGUACUGAAUUGGUGUUAGGCAUGGAUUGGCUAGCUAGUUUGGGGAAGAUUGAAGACAACUUUGGAGAACUCAGUUUAAAAUGGGAGAAAGAGGGUCUGGCAUAUGAAAUCGAAGGAGAUCCUGCCUUAUGUGUUAGGCAAUCAAAUUGGAAGGCUAUGCUCAGAAAUUUAAGAGAUGAGGGUGUAGGAUUCUAUGUGGACUCUAGGGAACCAGAAGCAUUGAAGGAAACAGUGGGGCAGGAGGAAUGGAAAGAACUUUUGAAGCCUUUUGAGGUAGUGUUUCAUUUACCAGCAGGACUACCACCUAUGAGGGCUCAUGACCAUGCCAUUAGAUUAAAACCGUAUGCUGCCAUUCCCAAUUUGAGGCCCUACAGAUAUCCUUUCUAUCAAAAGAAUGAAAUUGAAAAGAUAGACAAGGAUAUGCUGCAAGCUGGGAUUGUAAGACACAACACUAGUCCAUUUUCAAGUCAUGUGUUACUAGUCAAAAAGAAGGAUGGAGGUUGGAGGUUUUGUACUGACUAUCGAGCCUUGAACAAGGUUACAAUUCCAAAUAAGUUUCCCAUACCUGUAAUUGAGGAAUUGUUGGAUGAAUUGGGAGGAGCUGUAAUUUUCUCAAAGCUGGAUUUGAAAGUUGGAUACCAUCAAAUUAGGAUGAAGGAAGAUGAUGUAUCCCAGACUGCUUUUAGGACCUAUAAAGGAUAUUAUGAAUACUUAGUGAUGCCCUUUGGGCUAUCCAAUGCUCCUACAACUUUUCAAGCAUUAAUGAAUGAAGUAUUGAGGCCAUUCCUGAGGAAAUUCUGCUUAGUUUUUUUUGAUGACAUUCUCAUCUACAGUAAAAGCAGAGAGGAGCAUAGGACACAUGUGAAGAAAGUGAUGAUGCUGCUUCAGGAACAACAACUGUAUGCUAACAGGAAGAAAUGUUCUUUUGGUCAAUUGGAGAUUGAACAUUUGGGACACAUUAUUUCAGGAGAAGGAGUGUCAGCUGACCCAAAAAAGAUUGAAGAUAUGUUGAAGUGUCUAGUUCCCAAGGAUUUGAAGGGAUUGAGGGGAUUUCUAGGACUGACUGGAUACUACGGGAAAUUUGUCAAGAAUUAUGGCAAAACUGCCUGGCCCCUGACUCAUUUGUUGAAGAAAGAUAGCUUCCUAUGGAGCAAGGAUGCUCAGUUGGCUUUUGAGGCUCUUAAGGUAGCCAUGACAACUGUUCCAGUCUUGGCACUACCUGAGUUUGAGAAAGUUUGUGUUGGAAACUGA
Molecule: messenger RNA, 2001 nt
Organism: Vicia villosa (hairy vetch)
Lineage: Eukaryota; Viridiplantae; Streptophyta; Magnoliopsida; Fabales; Fabaceae
Exons: 2
Coding region: 1-2001 (666 amino acids)
Source: RefSeq, a predicted model, not a curated record